Messenger RNA from Cucumis melo (muskmelon), 3170 nucleotides. Its product is annotated as exocyst complex component EXO84C. NCBI's taxonomy places the organism in Eukaryota, Viridiplantae, Streptophyta, Magnoliopsida, Cucurbitales, Cucurbitaceae. Bases 487 to 2808 code for a protein of 773 amino acids. The record is from RefSeq and is a predicted model, not a curated record. Gene Ontology annotation, cellular component: exocyst. The transcript is spliced from 7 exons. Gene Ontology annotation, biological process: exocytosis; intracellular protein localization; Golgi to plasma membrane transport.
GCUGGGUUUGGUGUUUGAAAGAUGGUGAGUUGUUUGGUGAGUUAUGCUCCAAAUAAUCAAUCACGAAAUUAAGGAAAACGCUGUGUGUGUCGUUUCAUAAAGUAUGGAAACACAGUUUGUAUUUUUCUUUAACAAAGAUACAAACUUUUUCUGAAUACACUAACGGAGAAUGAUCCUUCAUCAAAUUUCGUGAUUCCCGAGACCCAAUUUUCCAAAUCAAUUCCCAAAAGUGUAAGCAUUAACUAAGAAAUCGCCACUCAAAGAGAAUCUGCAACUUCUCCUCUCAACCCUUUCAUCAUUUUCCAAUCUUCUGUCCAAAUAUCGGUACACACCACACUCUUCAAUCAGUCAGCUAUAAGCGGAAGCCAUUUUAUAUAUUUUUUUUCCAUUUACUUAGCUUCGUCUUCGGAGAUUUGAGGCUUUUUCAGCAUUUUCGAAUCCAGUUUCACUUGGGGAGGGUUUUGAAGAAUAGUUUGGGUACCCAGAAUGGAGAGCAGCGAAGAGGAAGAUGAUUUUCCGUCUAUCGAGAGCAUCAUUCCGCAGUCUAAGGUUGAUUCUCUCUACCAAUCCCACACUGAACAGGGAAUUAGAAGACUAUGCUGUGAACUCAUGGAUUUGAAGGAUGCGGUGGAGAACUUAUGUGGCAAUAUGAAGACCAAGUAUCUGGCUUUUCUAAGGAUAUCUGAAGAGGCUGUGGAGAUGGAACAUGAGUUGGCUGAGCUGCGAAAACAUAUUUCAUCCCAAAGGAUUCUAGUGCAGGAUCUAAUCACGGGUGUAUGUCAUGAGUUAGAACAGUGGAACCAAUCAGAUGACACUGAUGAAUUUAAGGAUGGUGCAAAGAGUUAUGACCCUCAAAACUCUUUGUCAAAAUUGGAAGAUGGUCAUGAUAUGGCAUUUCUUGAGAAUAUUGACAUCCUUUUAGCUGAGCAUAAAACUGAAGAAGCACUGGAGGCUUUAGAUGCAGAAGAGAGAAAUUCUCCGGAGCUCAAACCUACUGGGGAAGUUUCAUCUGAAGUGUCCUUGUACAAAUCUGCAUUCUUGAAACGCAAAGCUAUGCUGGAGGAACAGUUGAUUGAAAUUGCCGAACAACCUUUUGUAGACCCUCUUGAGCUUAGAAAGGGCUUAACUGGUUUAUUAAGACUCGGUAAAGGUUCUUUGGCUCAUCAAUUACUGCUCAAGUCAUUUGGAUCUCGUCUUCAAAGGAGCACCUCUGCUUUUCUUCCUUCAUGUGCUGCUUGCCCGAAGACAUUUUCAGUUACUUUGAGUAAACUUGUAUUUUCUGCAAUUUCGUUGGCAACAAAAGAAUCUGCUUCAAUUUUUGGUGACGAUCCUAUUUACACGAAUAGAGUUGUUCAGUGGGCUGAAUGGGAAAUUGAAUUCUUUGUACGGUUGGUGAAAGAGAAUGCACCAUCUUCUGAGAUAGUGUCUGCUCUGCGUGCAGCUAGCAUAUGCAUACAUGCUAGUCUUAAUUACUGUUCAUUAUUGGAAACACAAGGCUUGAAACUGUCAAAACUACUUUUGGUGCUUUUGCGGCCUUUUAUGGAAGAAGUUCUGGAGUUGAACUUCCGAAGAGCUAGAAGAGGCAUUCUUGACUUGGCUGAACCUGAUGACAACUUUGUACUAUCAUCUCGCUUUGCAUCGUCAUUGUCUCCAUUUUUGACAUCCUCAGAUAGUCUGCUUGUGGUUAGUGGGAUGAAGUUCAUGCACAUUGUUGAUGAAAUAUUGGAACAGCUGACAUCAUCAGCAAUUUUUCAUUUUGGAGGCAACGUCUUAAAUAGAAUUUCUCAGUUAUUUGAUAAAUACAUGGAUGCCCUACGCAAAACACUACCAGGCCCCUCGGAUGAUGAAAAUCUUACAGAAUUGAAAGAAGCUACACCCUUUAGAGUUGAAACUGAUUCCGAAAAAUUAGCAAUUCUCGGCAUAGCAUUUACCAUUAUGGAUGAGCUUUUACCUGAUGCUGUGAUGACCAUCUGGAAACGGCAGGAUGAAUUAGUCCAGAAGAACGAAUCUACUGAAACUGCCGUCUACAAUUCUGGAAGUUCUGUUGAACUGAAAGAUUGGAAGCGCCAUCUUCAAGUAUCAUUUGACAAGCUUAGAGAUCACUUCUGCCUGCAAUAUGUGUUGAGUUUCAUAUAUUCAAGAGAAGGCAAAACAAGAUUAGAUGCAUGGAUUUAUAUAACUGGGGAUGGAGAGGAUCUUCAUUGGGGUUCUGAUCCUCGUCCAUCACUUCCAUUUCAGGCCCUAUUUGCAAAAUUGCAACAAUUAGCAACUGUUGCAGGAGAUGUCUUGCUUGGGAAAGAGAAAAUACAAAAAAUUUUGCUUGCUAGGCUGACAGAGACCUUCCUUAUCUGGUUGUCUGAUGACCAGGAGUUUUGGGGCGUUUUUGAAGAUAAUUCAGUUGAUCUCCUGCCUUUCGGUUUGCAGCAGUUAAUUCUUGAUAUGCACUUCACUGUUGAAAUAGCACGUUUUGCUGGCUACCCGUCUCGCCAAAUCCAUCAGAUUGCGUCUGCCAUUAUUGCUCGUGCAAUCAGGACAUUUUCUGCUAGAGGCAUUGAUCCACAAAGUGCACUUCCUGAGGAUGAAUGGUUUGUUGAAACUGCCAAGUCUGCAAUCAACAAACUUCUAGGAGCUGAUGGGUCUGAUGGUUCCGAGAUCGAUGAUGAUCACAUUAUUCUACAUGACGACGACGUCUCGGAUUCAGAUGAUACUACAUCCUCUCUUUCAACACUGGAAUCUACAGAGUCUUUUGCCUCUGCAAGUAUGGGAGAACUCGAGAGUCCAUCUGAUCUCACCGAUUCUGAGAACUAGUUUAAAAAAGAUGGAACAGAAAAGCUGGGCCUUGCAUGUAUAGCAAUUAUCAACCUUCAGAAAUCGCUUUCGAUAAAGUCCUGAUCCAGAUUUUGAGCUAUGAGAUUGUAGAAUACAAGGCUUGUAGUAGUGUUAAUUGUAGAUUUGGUGUAGCUUAUGCUUAAUGCUGUGAUUAAUAAACUAUUAAUGUAUUUCAUGCUGUAUUAAUCAAUGAUCACAUCUUUCCCAGAAACGAAAAGGAUGAUCGUCCACAGUUCUCAUAUAUGCUUGAAUGAUAGGUCAAGCAUAUCAUAAUUUAACAUAGUUUGUAGUUUUUUUUGUUUAUUGAAGUUGUAGUGGAUGGAGUUUACAUGUUUUCAUAA